GACACUCACACCGUCAUUGUUAUCGGUUCAACCGAACAACCUGCAUGUUAUGUUCAUCACCGCUCCAUUCAUAACCCAAAAACCUUAAACAAUCUUGUACCCAACAAAUAAACCAAGAUGAAUGCAUUAACCUUGCAAGUUGUUUCCCCUGUUCCGACCGAUAUCGAUAUCGCAAAUUCGAUCGAACCGCAACACAUUUCGGUCAUUGCCAAAAAUCUGAACCUGAAUUCCAAUCAUUAUGAUCUGUAUGGAAAAUAUAAGGCUAAGGUUUUGUUACCCGUGAUCGAUGAACUCAAAGGAGUUAAAGACGGGUACUACGUCGUUGUCGGAGGAAUAACGCCAACGCCCCUCGGAGAAGGCAAAUCCACGACUACAGUCGGUCUUUGUCAAGCGUUGGGAGCUUAUCUCGAUAAAAAGGUCGUCACGACGCUCAGACAACCAUCACAAGGACCAACAUUCGGUAUCAAAGGCGGUGCCGCUGGCGGGGGAUACAGUCAAGUCAUCCCUAUGGAUGAGUUUAAUCUACAUAUGACAGGUGACAUACAUGCCAUAACCGCCGCAAACAACCUUCUAGCUGCUGCCAUCGACACACGAAUGUUUCAUGAAUCAACACAGUCCGAUAACGCCCUUUUUAACCGGUUAUGUGCGCCCAACAAGCAAGGUAACCGAAGAUUUAACGAUGUUAUGUAUAAGCGGUUGAAAAAGCUCGGUAUCACUAAAGUCAAACCCGAGGAUCUGAAUCUAGAGGAAGUCAAAAGAUUCGCAAGGCUCGACAUCGACCCGGAUUCGAUAACAUGGAGAAGGGUUAUGGAUGUAAACGACCGGUUCUUGCGGAAAAUAACCGUCGGUCAGGGGUUGGAUGAGAGAGGGAUGGUGAGAGAAACGGGUUUCGACAUUUCGGUUGCUAGUGAGAUAAUGGCGGUUUUGGCGCUCACUACGUCUCUAGCCGACAUGAGGCAGCGGCUCGGGAGAAUGGUGAUCGGCAAUAGUCGAGCCGGUGAUCCCGUUACCGCUGAUGAUCUCGGUGUUGGAGGCGCGUUGAGUGUGCUAAUGAAAGACGCGAUCAACCCGACUCUAAUGCAGACUCUUGAAGGCACGCCGGUUUUCGUUCACGCGGGCCCGUUUGCCAACAUAGCUCACGGGAGCUCCUCGAUUGUCGCAGAUAAGAUCGCAUUGAAGUUGGUGGGCCCGGGUGGAUUUGUUGUGACGGAAGCAGGGUUUGGGUGUGAUAUAGGAAUCGAAAAGUUCAUGAACAUAAAGUGUCGGUAUAGCGGGUUGAGACCUCAAUGUGUUAUUAUCGUGGCUACAGUUCGCGCUCUUAAGAUGCACGGUGGUGGACCGCCGGUCACCGCUGGGAAGCCGCUUGAUCCAGUUUACGUUACUGAAAAUGUUGCACUUGUGGAAGCUGGUUGCGCGAAUCUGUCUAGGCACAUUAGGAAUACGAAGGCUUACGGUGUGAACGUUGUGGUCGCGAUUAACCAGUUCUCGACUGAUACGGAUGCAGAAAUAGGAGCCGUGAGGUUGGCUGCGUUAACCGCUGGUGCGUAUGAUGCGGUCCUCUGCACUCACCAUGCCCAUGGUGGAAAAGGAGCGAUUGACCUUGGGGUCGCGGUUCAAAAGGCGUGUGAAAGUGCGACCGGGCCUUUUAACUUCUUGUAUCCUUUGGAUGCAAGCAUUGAAGACAAGAUAGACGCAAUAGCAAAAUCAUACGGUGCAUGUGGUGUCGAAUACUCGAAACAGGCGGAGAAGCAGAUUAAAAUGUAUAGCAAACAAGGGUUCUCGGGACUCCCGAUCUGCAUGGCGAAAACUCAGUACUCGUUUUCAGAUAACCCUGCGGUGAAAGGAGCGCCCUCGGGAUUCGUGUUGCCGAUUAGGGACGUGAGGGCGAGCAUCGGUGCGGGGUUUAUAUAUCCGUUGGUGGGGACCAUGAGCACAAUGCCCGGGCUUCCUACCAGACCUUGUUUUUACGACAUUGAUCUUGAUACUGCUACUGGGAAGGUAAAAGGGCUUUCAUGAAUUUAACUUUUUUACGGUUUCAUAAUCAUGUUUUCGGUUUGUUAUACUACAUGUUGUUAGUUAAAAAAUGUUGGAUUAACCACCCUUUUGAGUUUUUAAUCGGUUGAAAUUACCGAAGAAGAGUUCGAACAAAUGCUUUAUUUGCCA
This is a messenger RNA of Helianthus annuus (common sunflower), 2163 nucleotides long. RefSeq names its product formate--tetrahydrofolate ligase. The record is from RefSeq and is a predicted model, not a curated record. Lineage: Eukaryota; Viridiplantae; Streptophyta; Magnoliopsida; Asterales; Asteraceae. The transcript has 5 exons. Gene Ontology annotation, molecular function: formate-tetrahydrofolate ligase activity; ATP binding. The coding region runs from base 118 to 2016 and encodes 632 amino acids.